AUGCUGCUUUGGAUUGUCUUGCUGAAGGCGGCUCUUUGUGUUGCUAUUGGAAAUGUUACAAGGGACAUUUGUAAGGAGCAGAUCUGCUCCUGCAAUGAGAUUGAAGGCGAUUUGCACAUUGACUGCGAAAAAAGGAGCUUUACUAAUUUGCACCAUUUGACUGGUCCCAGUUCCCAGUUUUAUCACUUGCUAUUGCAUGGAAAUUCUUUAUCCAGGCUUUUUCCCAAUGAGUUUGCUAACUUUUACAAUGCCGUGAGCUUGCAUUUGGAAAACAACGGUUUGCAUGACAUUGUCCCUGGUGCUUUUCUGGGACUGCAGCUCGUGAAAAGGCUACACAUAAAUAAUAACAAGAUACGGUCAUUUAGGAAGAGCACCUUUCUUGGUUUAGAUGACUUGGAAUAUCUUCAGGCUGAUUUUAAUCUAUUGAGGGACAUUGACCCGGCCGUGUUCAGGGACUUAAAUAAACUUGAAGUGUUAAUUCUAAAUGAUAACCUCAUCAGUGCACUACCUAUAAAUGUGUUUCAACACGUUCCCAUCACCCAUCUCGACCUGCGAGGGAACCGAAUCAAAACGGUGCCUUAUGAGGGAGUUCUCGAACAAAUACCGGGCAUUGCGGAGGUUUUAUUGGAGGAUAACCCCUGGGACUGCAACUGUGACCUGGUUUCCCUGAAGGAAUGGCUGGAGAAUAUACCGCAGAACGCGCUUAUCGGUAGGGUGAUCUGCGAGGCUCCAACGCCACUGCAAGGGAACGACUUGAACGAGACAUCGGAGAUGGUUCUGUGUCCUUCAAUAAAAAGUGGUGCUGACGAGAGUUUAGUUGCACCUCCUACCCAAGAGGAGACCUCUGUACCUGAGCCCGUUCCAACGCCUUAUAAAGCUAGUGGUGAUCCUGGGUCCCCUACCCCAGGGAAUGGGCAAAAGGGGCGCUCUAAAUCGCACUGGCAGUUGAAAACGAAGCCCACAUCUAUGACAGGUGUGAAUGGGGAGAGAGAGCAGCUGCAAAUUGUGCAGAACGCAUCGUGCCCUGUGCCAUGCAGCUGCAAGCUCAUUGGAUCCAGGCAGGGGUUAGGGGUUAACUGCGAGGGCAAGAAGAUAGAGAGCUUGGCUAACCUAAAACCCAAACCCCUCACGGCGCACGAAUUAAACAUGAGAGAUAACAACAUCCAUGCUAUAAAAAAGAACCAUCUCAAUGGCUAUUCAAGUCUGAAUCUCCUUGAUUUGGGUGGAAACAACAUCAAAUUGAUAGACAACAGCACUUUUCAAAACCUCACCGAGUUAAGAUGGUUGUACAUGGAUAAGAAUUACCUGGAUACGCUCAUUGCGGAAAUGUUCAUUGGACUUCAAAAUCUGGAAUAUCUCAGUUUGGAAUAUAAUGACAUACAGCUGAUACUGGCAGGCACAUUCAGCCCUCUGCCUAAUCUGCGAGUGCUUUUCCUCAACAAUAACUUACUGAAAGCGCUACCUGUGGAUGCUUUCCUUGGAGUGUCUUUAUCAAAGAUUAGCUUGCAUAAUAAUUACUUCACGUAUCUCCCUGUCGCAGGGGUCUUAGAUCAACUCAAUUCGAUCAUACAAAUUGAUUUGCAUGGGAACCCUUGGGAUUGCUCGUGUAAUAUUGUCCCUUUCAAACAGUGGACGGAGAAACUGGGGGCAGAUGUGAUCGUUAGUGAUCUCAAGUGUGAGUCCCCAGAAGAGUUCUGGAAAAGGGAUUUCCGUCACGUCCGAAAUGAUCUGAUGUGUCCCAAGCUGUAUGACAAAAUCUACCCCACCUCUCUCUCCAAAAACAGCACUUUCACCGCAGACACGGGUACGCGCUCGAACUCCUAUGUGGAGCCGAAUAGGGUAUCCAUCUCUGUACUAGUCCCUGGGCUACUACUGGUAUUUGUCACGUCUGCGUUCACUGUUGUAGGGAUGCUUGUCUUCAUCUUGCGGAAUCGCAAGAGAUCAAAGCGGAGGGAUGGUAAUUCCUCUGCGUCAGAGAUCAAUUCCUUGCAGACAGUGUGUGACUCGUCUUAUUGGCAUAGCGGGCCUUACCAUGCGGACGGGGGCGCGCAAAGAGGGCUUGACUGUAGCGCCCAUUUCUCCUCAACAAAUGAUGCGUAA
This is a messenger RNA of Salvelinus namaycush (lake trout), 2100 nucleotides long. RefSeq names its product SLIT and NTRK-like protein 1. Bases 1 to 2100 code for a protein of 699 amino acids. The record is from RefSeq and is a predicted model, not a curated record. Gene Ontology annotation, biological process: regulation of presynapse assembly; axonogenesis; positive regulation of synapse assembly. The transcript has a single exon. Gene Ontology annotation, molecular function: protein binding. NCBI's taxonomy places the organism in Eukaryota, Metazoa, Chordata, Actinopteri, Salmoniformes, Salmonidae. Gene Ontology annotation, cellular component: postsynaptic density membrane; GABA-ergic synapse; glutamatergic synapse.